This is a messenger RNA of Rubroshorea leprosula, 730 nucleotides long. The record is from the annotation of a GenBank genome assembly. Lineage: Eukaryota; Viridiplantae; Streptophyta; Magnoliopsida; Malvales; Dipterocarpaceae.
AUAUAUACUUAGCUGUUACCUAACUGAAUUCUGUGAGAAUUUGACUCUUUCUGGUUUUGCAAUGGCACAGCAUGAUGAUCAUCUCUCUGUUACCUUGACCAUUGUCGGUGCAAAGGUGGAACCCCAGAUCACAUGUCCCGUUUCCUCCACCAUUCUCGCCUUGAAGCAGAGGCUUUACACCCUCCUGGGAGUGGAUGUUGCAAGGCAAACUCUCAUCUUCGACGCAGAAGAGCUGCUGGACGAUCACCACAUCAAGGACUACAAUAUCCAGCAAUUUUCUGAAGUUGCUCUUCUCGUGUCACCAUACCCCAACGAUGACAAAUUCACUAUUCAGGUCAUGUCCUCCGCUGACUGCUCUGAAAAUGUCAAGGUGAGAGAAAGAAUGUCAGUGGCAGAACUGAAGGAGAAAGUUGAGAGGCGUUUUGGUCGUGGAGAGUGCACUGCUUUGACUCGACUUGGGAUGGUCAUGGAAGAUGGGGAUCCACUCUCUAAAUACUAUGUCAAUCCGAAUUCGCUGGUGGAAGUUAACUUUAACAUCGACCCUCGUUGAUAUUUAGCUUUAUAAUUAGGAAUAAUAUUAAUACAUAUUAUGAUUGAUAUACAUCAAUAAUGUAGAAGUAGUGGAUGUCUAAAUGAUGAUAGUAAUUAGUUUAUAAUAAUAAUAUCAAUAAGGUAGUUGAGUUUCUGUGCUGGAUUAUGUAGUAAAGCCUAAGAAAAUUAUGACAUUAUC